AUGAAGGCCACUUUCUUCGCCGCCGCCGCGGCCAUGGCUGGUGCCGCCAGCGCCAACAACCACCGCCACGCUCACCAGAAGUUUGCCAAGCGCGGCCAUGCUGCCAGUACUGGCUUCCCCAUCGCCGCCACCGGCGAGGUUUGCCUGCCCGGCUGCACCACCAUCUGGAAGACCAUCACCGGCGAGGCCACCCUCGUCCCUGUCACCGUCACCACCGUGACCUCGACCUCGACCAACACCUCAACCGUCACAAUCACACCCAGCCCUACCUCGGUCUCGGUCCCUGUCCAGACCAAGACCGUCGUCGUCGUCCCUACCCCCGAGGUCCAGCGCUGCCCUACCCCCGGCACAUACACCUUCCCGGCCACGACCAUGACCGUCACUGACACCACCACCGUCUGCGGCGCCACCACCACCAAGGUUCCCGCCGGUACUCACACCGUCGGCGGUGUCACGACUGUUGUCACGACCCUGACCACUGUUACUUGCCCCGUCGCUACUGUCGUCACCAACGGCGGCGUCGCCACCAGCACCAUCAGCCUGACCGAGUACGUCUGCCCCACCGCCGGUACCUACACCAUCGGUGCCCAUACCACCGCCAUCGCCACCGAGACUGUCAUUGUCUACCCCACGCCCACCGUCAUUGCUCCUGGCACCUACACCAAGCCCGAGGUUGUCGUGACCGCCACCGUGACCGACUACGUGACCGUCUGCCCCUUCACCAGCUCCGGCCUCCCCACCGCCACGCCUACUCCCGUUGCCAUCAGCACCCCCGUCCCUGCUCCUGCCGUCAGCACUGCUACCCCUGUCCCUGCUGCCCCCAGCUCGGUCGCUCCUAGCUCGGUCGCCCCGAGCUCUGCUGCCCCUAGCGCUUCUGCUCCCGCCGCCCCUGGAACUAGCAAGACUGAGGUCAAGGGCACUAACGAUCACUUCGCCAUUACCUACGGCCCGUACGACAGCGCCACCGGUAACUGCAAGUCCGGCGACCAGGUCAAGAAGGACAUUUCUCAGAUCAAGGCGGCCGGUUUCCAGGCUGUCCGUAUCUACGGCACCGACUGCGACACCCUCGUCAACGUUGUCCCCGCCUGUGUCUCGCAGGGUCUCCAGAUCAUUGCCGGUGUCUUUGUCAAGCCCGGUCAGCAGUGCUCCAUCAACACCCCCGAGGUCAAGAAGCAGGUCGAUGACCUCGUUGCCAUGAACAACUGGGAUGCCAUCCGCCUGCUCGUCGUCAGCAACGAGUCCAUCAUGAACGGCAUCUGCUCCGCCUCUGAGCUCGUCCAGCUCAUCAAGGAUGUCAAGGCCCAGUGCUCCGGCUACCAGGGCCCCGUCACCAUUGCCGAGACGCUCAACAUCUGGCAGCGCCAGGAUGUCGCUGACAGCCUGUGCCCCCUUGUCGACGUUGUCGGCGCCAACAUUCACGCCUUCUUCAACCCCAACGUCGACGCCUCGGGCGCCGGUGUCUUUGUCAAGGGCCAGAUGGACAUUCUCCAGGGCAUCUGCGGCAAGAACGUCAUCAACCUUGAGACUGGCUGGAAGAACGAUGGCGCUUGCAACGGCAAGGCCUGCCCCGGUGCCGCGGACCAGUCCAAGGCCAUUAGCUCCAUCCGCAAGACCUGCGGUGACGCGUCCGUCUUCUUCUCCUUUGACAACGAGGGCUGGAAGCCCCAGGCUGACCAGCGCUGGGGUCUCGGUGCCAUCUUCAACUUCUCCCAGUAA
Cordyceps militaris CM01 is the source of this 1716-nucleotide messenger RNA. Its product is annotated as cell wall glucanase (Scw11), putative. Lineage: Eukaryota; Fungi; Ascomycota; Sordariomycetes; Hypocreales; Cordycipitaceae. The transcript is spliced from 2 exons. Gene Ontology annotation, cellular component: fungal-type cell wall; extracellular region; cell surface. The coding region runs from base 1 to 1716 and encodes 571 amino acids. The record is from RefSeq and is a predicted model, not a curated record. Gene Ontology annotation, molecular function: 1,3-beta-glucanosyltransferase activity; glucan endo-1,3-beta-D-glucosidase activity. Gene Ontology annotation, biological process: cell wall organization.